GAAAUUUAAAACUCUUUGUGAAGUUCGUCACUAAAGUCUUGGGAUGGAGUUUUUGCAAGAAACCCGAGUUGUUGCUUAUUUCUUCGCUUUCGCUGCACCUUUCCUGCAUACGGUGCAGUGCCCCUCGCCUGUUUCGUCCAAAAAGUAUGAGUUGUGCCGGGUCGUGGAGUCUACACUUGCUGCUAUUGGAGUGUACCCCGUGCGGUCAGUGCUCGAGUGCAUCACCUUAUGUGCAACUCAGGGAUCCUGUCGGUCAGUCACCAUCUGUGAACACGACCUUACGAAGACAUGUUCUUUGUUGCCUACUUCACUGCCCUGCCCGUCCAUGCCUUCUGGAGACACUUGUUUCCUUGCGCAGGUGUAUGACGUAUGUCAGAACGGGGGCAUCUUUAACACCACGACUGUCAGGUGCGACUGUUCGUUAGGAUGGCAAGGAGACCAUUGCCAGACACCGACAGCAACAUCAACAAACACCGUUCACCAGCUCUACAACUAUGUCGACCUCAACAACCACUCCAACAUCCACGAUAUCUACCACUGCGGCAUAUGGAUCAACAGCUUCUAAUUCUCCUUACGG
This is a messenger RNA of Pomacea canaliculata, 577 nucleotides long. Its product is annotated as multiple epidermal growth factor-like domains protein 10. NCBI's taxonomy places the organism in Eukaryota, Metazoa, Mollusca, Gastropoda, Architaenioglossa, Ampullariidae. The coding region runs from base 44 to 565 and encodes 173 amino acids. The record is from RefSeq and is a predicted model, not a curated record. The transcript is spliced from 3 exons.